Ambispora leptoticha is the source of this 1578-nucleotide messenger RNA. The record is from the annotation of a GenBank genome assembly. NCBI's taxonomy places the organism in Eukaryota, Fungi, Glomeromycota, Glomeromycetes, Archaeosporales, Ambisporaceae.
AUGACAAAACAUGAACGUGAACUAAAAUCUCCGAAUAAAUCGGAAGAAAAGAUUGAAGGAAUACCAACUAAAAAUGAUAUAACAUACAUUGAUGACAACGUUACGAAUUUACGCACAGUUACUGAUGAAAUUCCAACAUCAUGUCGAGUUGUGAUUUUUUGCGAAUUUUGCGAUCGAUUCACACUUUUUGGGAUAAUGGCUAUACUCCAAAACUAUAUUCAGUUUCCUUUGCCCACUGCACAUAGCCAACAACCAGGCGUUAUGGGUAAAGGGGAAAAUGUCGCAACGGCGUUAACCUUGUUUUUUAUCUUUAUAACAUACUCAACUUUGAUGAUUGGUGCCGUCAUUGCAGAUGCCUAUUGGGGAAAAUAUAAGACAAUCGUUGUAUUUGGGAUUAUUUAUGCUUUAGGACCAUUAAUUUUAACAGCAACAUCAAUCCCGCCAGUACUAAACACCAAUGCACCAUUCAUAGGCUUAAUUAUUACUAUCUUGUUGAUAGGAUUAGGACGUGGCGGUGUAAAAUCCAAUUAUACGGUAGCAGCUGCAGAACAAUAUCCUUAUAAGAAACCAUACCUAAAAACAUUGAAAACCGGCGAAAAAGUAAUAGUCGAUCCGGAAUUAACUAUUCAAUCCAUAUUUAAUUUGCUAUACGUGGUGACAAACUUCGGGAUGCUUUCGCCAUUUAUUACAACUACAAUAGAGAAAUAUCAUUCAUAUUGGCUGGCUUAUUUAAUAUGCUUCGUGUUUUCCGUCCUUUCAAAUUUGAUUUUUUAUCUUAAGAAUAAGGAUUUCAAAAAAAUCCCCCCUAAUGGAUCUAUAUUGAUUGAUUCCUUAAAGGUAUUUCGGAUUGCUUUGACAGGUCGAGCACGUGGUUUAAAUUCAGCAAAACCAUCAAACAUGACUCCCAUUCAAUUAAAUCAGUACCAUGUAAAGUGGGAUGACGAUUUUGUGGAUGAUCUGAGAAAAGGAUUGCAAGCCUGUAGUCUAUUCUUGUUUAUUCCGAUCUACUGGGCAGCGUAUAGUCAAUCAACCACCAAUAUGAUUUCUCAAGGAGCGACGAUGCGAUCCGGGAAGAUGUCAAACGAUUUAAUGACUGAUAUCGUGCCGUUGGCGGCGAGUCUUAUUUCCAUUGUUGUGGAUAAAAUCUUAUAUCCAACACUGCUUAAAUGUGGUGUAUCACUUCUGCAAACUACUAAAAUAUUUAUUGGAUUUGUUUGUAUGGCUUUGGCAAUGGCAUACGUUGCUGUGCUUCAAUGGUUUAUAUAUAAAACGGGACCGUGUUAUCAACACACGCUAUGUAUUAUUGAUGGUAAAAUGGUUCCGAAUGACAUUACUGCGCUUGAGUAUGCAUAUCAUAAGGCACCGACUUCGAUGGAAUCAAUGGUUACCGCUUUGUUCUUUACAACUGAUGGCGUUGGAUCAGCCUUAGGACUCCUCGUGGUACCGUUUUCGCAUGAUCCUUACACAUUCUACGUUUAUAUCGUUAUGGCAGCAUUAACUAGCAUCACCGGAUUACUACUGAUAAUUCUGUUUCGCAAAUAUGACCUCAAACCGUCUUCUUUGUCGGGUAAUUCUUGA